AUGACUGUCGAAAUCUCUGAUUUUUCUAUGGGUCAUUUAUCGCCCAAUACCGAGUUCAAUGAGUCCCCAAAAGAAGACAUCCUCCCUUUUGAAAGCGACAAUUCUCUUCAAAAUAAAUCUUUUACCCUCGAGCAAGAGGAUUCGGAAUCUAAUUCGUGUGAAAAAAAUUCGUAUAUCGCUGAUACCGAGCAAAUCUCGGAGUCUAUAAAAACCUCCCAACAAGGUCCUGAGCCUGAAGCCUCCAACUCGAAAAAUGUCUAUAAAAAGAAAAAAGAAAAAGAUGCGGAUGAUGGGUACUUUUUGUUCGGUUACGUACCAAACUAUACAAUUCCAAUUAUCGGGAUUCAAAUGUCUUAUCCAAUCGAUGUAAUUGGCCGUUAUACCAA
Messenger RNA from Funneliformis caledonium, 386 nucleotides. Lineage: Eukaryota; Fungi; Glomeromycota; Glomeromycetes; Glomerales; Glomeraceae. The record is from the annotation of a GenBank genome assembly.